Molecule: messenger RNA, 1914 nt
Organism: Lucilia sericata (common green bottle fly)
Lineage: Eukaryota; Metazoa; Arthropoda; Insecta; Diptera; Calliphoridae
Exons: 7
Coding region: 1291-1839 (182 amino acids)
Source: RefSeq, a predicted model, not a curated record
GGCAUUUUAAACGUUAACAACACGGCAUAGCGUCGGUCCGUUUAAAAAUAAUUAAAACUAAAACAAAAAUAUAUAAAUAAACGUAUUCAGUGAAACAAACAAACAAAAUAAAUCAAAUCCAAAACGAAUUAUAAUGAAGAGUUAUAUUUUAUGAGUGCGUGUGUUACCAGAAGUGGUUUAAAAAUUAUCGCAGCCAAUUUAAAUGAAAGUGGAAAAUAAUGCUUAAAAACAACAAUAAAAAUCAAAAAUAUAUUUCAUAUCAAGCAACAGCAACAAGGUAAAUAUAAACAACAACUAUAACGAAAUUGAAAACUCGUCUGCAACCAAACAAUCUGCCAACACCCUUUUAAUACAACAACACGGCCCUUAACAACCACUACAUACCGAACAACCACAACAACAAUCAAACAAAAAUUCCAAUAUUUUUAAACUACAACGUACAAACAUAUUUGCUGAUAAAUUGCUGAAUACUACUGAUUGAUAUAAUCACCAAUAAUGUCUGAAACUGCCUAUUUUUGAUUAUGAGCCUAAAUGUGUGGUUUAAAGGUUGUAUGGAGAAAAAGAAGCAACAACAACAGGAGUAACAUGACUUUUAUGAUUUCCUAAAACCAUAAAACCAUGCGUGCCGCUACAAUAGUUAAAGUAGCAGCAGCAGCAUCCUUGUCGUCGUUAAAUCAUCUUAAAAUUUCAAGUGGUUUUUAUACUGCAACAACAGCAAAAACAACUACAGCAACAAAAACAACAACCGCAGGAAGUAGACAUAUACACAGCACAUUAAAAACAACAACAAGGACACAUCAUCAACAAACAUAACAGUUGUUGUUGUAGUGAUAGUAGAAGACGUAUGUAGUAGAAGCAAUAACAGCCGUAAACGAUAAAAUUAACUACACAUACUGACACACACACAUACAUACGAGACGACAACAACCACAAAUAGAAAGAAAACAAAAAGGAAAGGAACCGAGAACCAAAAAAAGAAAAGGAAAAGGGCAAAGUCAUUAUCAUCGUCAUCAACAUCAACAUCAACAUCAAGAACAUCCUCGACAUCCUCAUCAUCGUAAUUGCCUCCACCACUACUACGAUUAGAAUAUUCUUUCGUUAGAAUUUAGUUAGACGAAACAAACAUUUUUUAGUCUUUAAAAAGCAAACAAAAACAGAGGAGAGUGCAAAAUUUAGGAAGCUAAAUCACAGCUACAACAAUAGCAACUACUUUAGCUGUAUUGGGCCAGAAAAUUGUUCGUUCAUAGACAACAAGCACAACAACGACGACAACAACUUGACAAGAACAAUAUGCCGCUACCGUUGCUGCCUUUGCCUUUUAACUUGUGGUCUUUAACCAUUACAGGACUUGUAUGUGUUAUAUUGAUGACAACAAUAACAAAUGUUUUUGCCAUCGACUGUUUCAAGUGUGUUUCAUAUAAUGGCACCAACAAGGCUUGUGAUGAUCCUUUUCACAAUAAUUACUCAACCGGUAUAUUGGAAUCACCGUGCAUGGGUGGACGUAAAGGUAGAAAUGGACUGUUUCCAGCUACAGCAUGCAUUAAAAUUGCUGGUUACUAUGAUGACAAUGGUGAAACUAUAACCGUUAGAGGCUGUGCUUUAGAUAGUGGCACUUUAACUACAGACACGGAAAUCGUGCGUAUGUCUCAUUGUGGUAAAUUCUAUUAUGAUGACAGAUAUGUACAUGGCUGUCUGCAGAGUUGCAGUGAUGCCGAUGCCUGUAAUACCGCCUCCCAAAAUCAACACAUAUCAUCAACGACAUCCCUUAGAUUAAAAUAUUUGCUGAUAUCCUUAGUUGUAAUAUUAAUGAAUAAUUAUCAAUUGGAUACCACCAGGUAGCAUUACCACAUACUCUAAUUAGUAUUAUAGUCCAAAAAUAUCUAACUAUUAUAACCUAGAGAAACCAAAAAUAAA